Ostertagia ostertagi is the source of this 387-nucleotide messenger RNA. The record is from the annotation of a GenBank genome assembly. Lineage: Eukaryota; Metazoa; Nematoda; Chromadorea; Rhabditida; Trichostrongylidae.
AUGCGACUUUCACGUCAGGAAGAGGACGAGGAAGAACGCGAAGAGCGGCUGGCUCAAAACGCUGAGAGGAUGCGACUUUCACGUCAGGAAGAGGACGAGGAAGAACGCGAAGAGCGGCUGGCUCAAAACGCUGAGAGGAUGCGACUUUCACGUCAGGAAGAGGACGAGGAAGAACGCGAAGAGCGGCUGGCUCAAAACGCUGAGAGGAUGCGACUUUCACGUCAGGAAGAGGACGAGGAAGAACGGAAGCACGGCUGGCUCAAAACGCUGAGAGGGUCCGACUUCUACGACGGCAGGAGGACCAGGAACAAUGGGAAACGCGCCUUGCAGAGGACGCUGAGAGAGCACGAGUUCGAAGGCAGCUGGAAGGUGAGGAGCAUAGGAUAG